Messenger RNA from Octopus sinensis (East Asian common octopus), 2783 nucleotides. Its product is annotated as trans-1,2-dihydrobenzene-1,2-diol dehydrogenase. The transcript is spliced from 7 exons. The record is from RefSeq and is a predicted model, not a curated record. Lineage: Eukaryota; Metazoa; Mollusca; Cephalopoda; Octopoda; Octopodidae. Bases 61 to 1050 code for a protein of 329 amino acids. Gene Ontology annotation, molecular function: nucleotide binding.
CUAGGGCGUCGUGUCUCGGUAACUGUCGACACUUUAUUAGUGUAUUUCAAAGGCGAAACAAUGCGCUGGGGACUAUGUUCAGCAGGUUUAAUUGCAAACGAUUUCUGCAAUGCUUUGCACUGUUUAAAUCCUUCAGAACAUAAAAUAACUGCAGUGGUAUCCAAGUCUUUAGAGAAGGCUAAAAAAUUAGCUGACGAAUUUAAAAUACCAAAUGUGUAUACCAGCUAUGAAGAAUUUGCCAAAGAUCCCAACAUAGAUCUGGUGUACCUUUCAACUGCAAACAGUUUUCAUCACCCUCUUUCCAUUCUUAUGCUUAACAAUGGUAAACCAGUUCUGUGUGAGAAAACCUGUGCUUGUAACACGAAGCAGACACAAGAAAUGAUUGAACUUGCAAAGUCAAAGAAAUUAUUUUUCAUGGAGGCUUUGUGGUCCAACUUCUUCCCAGCUUACAAAGCCCUUAGAGAAAUCAUUGACUCUGGAACCAUAGGAAAAAUACGCUACGUAGAUGCAGCUCACUUUUACGACUUAUUUUCACGUGAUUUUGUAUCACAGAAGUCUUUGGGUGGAGGAGGUCUCUUGUGUACUGCUGUGUAUGUAAUAUGGCUUGCAAGAUUUGUAUUUAAACAGGAUCCCGAAACUAUUACUGCUGUUGGAACGAUUGCUGACACAGGUGUCGACCAAUCUGGCAAUAUUAUUCUGACUUAUAAGGAUGGUGCCAGGGCCUCUUUGUCUUAUAGCGUUGCUGUGAAUGGAAGACGUGAUGCAUAUAUUUAUGGAACCAAAGGCAAAAUUUAUAUACAUCCACCAUUUUGGAGUGCCAGCAAAAUUGAGGUGAAUGGAGAAGAAAGAGAAUUUCCACCCCCCAAGUCUGAUGCGAAGUAUAAUUACCCCAAUAGCGCUGGAUUAGCUUAUGAGGCCGAAGAUGUCCGUCUGUGUUUUGAGAAGGGUCAGCUGGAAUGUCCUGCUCACACUCAUUCUGAUACUUUGUCAAUUAUAAAAGUUAUUGACGAGGUUCGACGACAACUCGAAGAGACGCAUCAGAAAAAUUAAGGUCUUUAUACGGAGGAAGAAAAAGAAAAUAUAGCUAUAAGAGAAUAGAGCGUUUACUUACAAUUAUUGAUAAUCUAGAUUAUACAUACAUGCAGAAGUUUAUCAUUUAGAUAUAAAUGAGUAUGUCUAAAUAUGCUACUAUAUGCAUGAGAAUACAUACAUAAAACAAAACCUACGAAUUCAGUUUCGAAUCUAAGCUCGGAGAAGGAAGUGUUAAUUUUUACAAGCUGAUGUGAAAUGUUUUCGCUUUGACGUACUAUAGCACGGGCUCUUUUCCAAGUAAGCUUUAAUUCGUCUUCCGAAAGCAAUUUAGAAUGGGCAGUCUCAUCACGAAUACCGGAAAUCAAACAUUGCAAAGCCAUUUCGUUUUCAAACAUUUUCAGAGGAAUCAGAUUGUAUUCACACUCAGGUAAAGCUUGUUGUAUUCUGGCAAUGAAAUCAUUGCAAUCUUUUUCAAGUUUCUAAUUUAGUUUUGUAAAACAGAAACGUGCUGUGUACACAUUUUUUGCAGGUCCCCAAAGUUCAUUCAGUAAACCAGCACUUUAGUUAAUGUCGCAGAUUCCGUAAUUCUUAAUACGUCAAAGUGUCUUUGUUCUUCCUUCACGAGAAAUUGGCGUAAUAACUUUAUUUUGUGAUAUUCUGAUAAAUUAAUGGUUGGUUGUAGUACCGGAAGUACUUCUAAAUAAUCCAAAUAAUCCAGCGAUUCCGUAUAGCGGGGAAUGGUUUGUCUGAAGUAAUACUCCAGUUGUGUGGGUAAAGACAGCAUAGCACACAUGUCUGUCCUCGGCGCCAGUUAAUAAGUACCAGUCAUAUUCCGGUAAUAUGUAAUUCAGGUCAUAGCCUAAUGAAAACAGAAUACCGAACGCCUGCUGUAAAUAAGACCGGCUUUAAAAAAUAUCCUUUCUUUACUGGGUUCUCAUAAGAGGCGUCUACAUCAUUCUGACAGUCUUCAAAACAUUUAUUGUUGCAAAACAAUUUACAGCAGGUUUUAUAGAUAGGAAAAGAACCAAUCAGAAUUAACCAUCAUGCACACACAUACACGCUCCCGCACGAUAGACUGAAUGACACAUAACAGAUAAUCGUUAGUUCAAGUUGUAACAUAAAGUAAAAGAGAAACGUAAGGAAACUAGAUACCAUUGUUCUCAAUGUGAUAUGUCACAGCGUGUGGUACCGUUUUGAUUUCUACCAUACGGAAGUUAAAUUUGUAAUUCACGUGAUUGUAAAUACAUGAAGUUGGUCUGACUUGUGAUAUCGAGUGAUCUUAUUCAGGAAAAAUACUGCAUGAGCGUCCUGCACAGAGAUAUAAUUUAGGUAAAUAAACAGUAAUUGCACUAAAGCGGUUGACGUAAAUAUACGCCGAACGUUACCUCGUACCGAGUGCUGAUCACAAUCGGCGAGAUUAUCGUUGCCGCGCGGUUGAUGUAAAUAUACGCCGAACCAUUGUCGUGCGCUAAUUGAUGAUCUCAACCGAGAUGAUUACCGUCAAUGCAACCUUGUUGCUUGAUUUUUUAAAAAAAACCGUUGUCAUGAGGUUCACCACUUUAAAAUUCUGAUUGCCAAACAGUUCUUGAAAACAAACGACACAAUUGCCUUUUAACUUCCGUCUUACUUUAGUAUUGUACAAAAAGCUUCACAUCUUCAUUAUUAAGAUACUGUUCACAGAGUAUUCAAUUAGAUAGGGAACUCAAUUUUUGUUUGUUUACCUUCUUGAUAAUAAACUCCAAUAAAAUCUU